Aspergillus tanneri is the source of this 2367-nucleotide messenger RNA. Its product is annotated as putative gamma-tubulin complex component GCP4. The transcript has a single exon. Gene Ontology annotation, cellular component: equatorial microtubule organizing center; gamma-tubulin complex; centrosome. The record is from RefSeq and is a predicted model, not a curated record. NCBI's taxonomy places the organism in Eukaryota, Fungi, Ascomycota, Eurotiomycetes, Eurotiales, Aspergillaceae. Gene Ontology annotation, molecular function: microtubule minus-end binding; gamma-tubulin binding. The coding region runs from base 1 to 2367 and encodes 788 amino acids. Gene Ontology annotation, biological process: meiotic cell cycle; mitotic cell cycle; microtubule nucleation.
AUGCUCCACGAGGUCCUCCUCUCCCUAUCAGGCCAACCGUCGCCACUUUUCAACCCCUCAGCCGAGGAGGGUGCCGUCGCUGAAGAUGCUUUUCCUCUCCUGUCUCCUCCGGAGAAAGCCCUCCUCAGGCCCCUUGCCCGUCUGAGCCGCCUUCAUCCUCGACUGCGGGCUCACACGGCUCUAAUCUCUUCCUCCCAUUCCUCUGUCAUUUGUCGUGCUGUAUCUACGGCAAUUAGCGCCCAGCACCUUGGCGGGUUUCAAAAGAAAAUACUGGAAGUUGAAAAGGCAAUCCUAGUUGACGAUAGCGGGUAUGUGGGUGGGUACGGAAUCGUGCCUUUAUCCACCAUCGUUGGGGAGUUCUCUCCGUGGGUACGGAGGUUAGAGUGGCUCUGGGAGGUAGCUCGGUUUAUUUGGCCCGAUCAAAAAGCAGCCAAAAAACAUCGAUGUACAGGCGCAUCGUUGAUCGACUACCUUCGGGCAGAAUCGCAGACUGGCUAUGUUGACAUCGAGGAAAUGGCAUUGAAUCUGGUUCGCGCAGCAGAAACCGCCUGGAUGAGACAACUGUCAACAUGGCUAUUAUAUGGGAAUCUUCCUGUGCUUGGGAAGGAUGAUUUCUUCGUCCAAGAAGAUAAUACAAGCGACGACAAGCACUCUUCAAAUAUGGUAAACUUUGUUUUACAUGCAGGCUUACUGCCAAAAUUUGUUUCCCCACAUACGGCGUCGUCUAUCCUAUUCAUCGGGAAGACAUUGAACCUAAUCAGAGCCAAGCGGGGUGCUUCCACCGCGGGUUCCCCAACUAGGCUUGCGACGACACCAGUUACUCUUCACGGGGACCAUAUCGAGCAUCUUGCUGCGUUAGAAUCGCCGAUAUCAACUUCAAAACUAUCCGCAGCAGUCGAUUCCAUUCGCCUAUCACUGUCGCAGAGCACUUUUUCUAAGCUCCUACCCCUCCAGAAGAUCCUUGAAAUUCUCUCUGUACUCCACGAUUUUCUUCUAUUAAGACGGGGCGAAUUCGCGACCGCUCUUGUCUCACAAGCUGAUGUCCGGCUGCAUGAUAGGCGUCGCAAACCCGAGUUCCUUGGCCCCCAGGAUCGACCCACUGGAGUUCUUCAAGGCCUUGCUAUCAAGGAAGGUGAUGUAAUGGCUGCUUUAUCACAGACCUGGGCCGAGUUACAUUCACUCCAGAACGAAGAAGACCCCCAGGAUGACGAAUUGGAGCUUGCUAGGGAUCUUCUACGGUUGUCCGUCAGCAACACAAGGGACAAUGGAGCCAUAGGGUCAUCUUCAGGUACCACAGAGCCUGAGCAAGUAACAGGUAUCUCGAGUAUUUCCUUCGACGGCCUACUUUUCCCAGUCCCGACAUCUCUUUCAGUACAGGUAUGCCCGCCCCUUGACCUGUUCCUCUCCGUAUCCGACAUCUCCACAUACUCUAAGAUGCACUCUUAUCUUCUGGGGAUCCGGCGUGCUCAAAUACACCUUGGCGACCUGUGGAAGCACACUUUCCUACGAAAGAACUAUCCUUCCCCAUGGGGUCCUCCGCGGAGCAGCACUCCUUUCGGCCAAAAUAAGCUCAAAAUGGGUCGGGAGAGAGACAACGCGCGAAUUCGUCAGAUGAGGCCUAUCUGGGCAACAAGCAGCGCUUCGCUCUUUGUGUUGUCUGAGAUCGGGAGUUUCUUCCAGGGAGAAGUCAUAAAUGGUUCCUGGCAACACUUCUUGGAGUGGAUCAAACAGGGACCGACCUCGCCCUCUUUAUUCCUUGGCCCCCGGCCCGGGACUGCGUCAUCAUCCAAAAAUGCCGAUGCAGGGGUCCCAGGAAAGAUCGCCGAAACUGGCUUCGAGGGUGCCAGUCAACCUGCGAUCCAACGACAUGACCCUGAAACACUGACACUUGCACAUCGGCGAUACAUUUUCUCAUUGGUACAGUCUCUCUUCUUGACGGACAUCCCAUUUACGAAAGCCCUGAGGUUGUUGCUUACAGGUGUCGACCACUUCAUUGAACUUGUAGUACGCCUGGAAGGCAUUCAACGGAACAUGGAUCUGGAGACGGAUGAAGGCGUGGUGGACGCUCUGGUGGACUACGCUAGGGAAGAGAGGGAAAUAUGGCAAGCGUUGGGCACUGCACGCAGUCGAGUUGAUGCAGAAAUUAAGAAUGUCGUGGCACGACUCCGAGAUAUCGACGACAGCCGAUCAGGGGAAGGACAGAAGAUGUUUGAUGUAGCCAAGUCACAAAAUGGACACUGGCCAGCCCCUCGGCAGAAUUACACCGGUGCCGAGUCCACGGUUUGCCAUUACGUGCCGCGGAAAGCCGCCGGUGUCGACCAACUACUUAUGAAGCUGGACUUUGGGAACGCAAAUGGGAGCAUCUGA